AUACGUUAUUUUUUGUCGUUUAUUUUAUUCAAUCGUGGUUUUCCAUGGCUCUCCUUGAACUACUUUACUACACGUACAGUGCAGUGUGCGAGAGAGUGAAGCCAUGAAAUCGAAGGGUCAUGUCCUCAACGGAAACGGAAACGGCAACGCAAGCGAGAGCAGCAGCAGCAGCACCUCGCCGAGCCCGCCACGGUCACCGCGCCGUCACUCUGGCAUUUCUACUCGCCGGAGGCGGCUCCGCCCCAAGGGAUUCGGCGUCAUUGCUCGCCGGAAUCUUCGUUACUUCUUCCUGCUGCCACUCGUGUACGUCUCUGCUUUACUCGUGUGUGUGGGCCUCUUCUCUGCCCCUCCUCUUCCCCCUGGCUCUCGCUACCGCAGCCACGAGCUUUUUCACAUGCUUUGGCCUGAUAUUCAUUUUGAUAAUUCCUCUUCCAUUCAGUUAUCUUCUGUGUGGAAGUACAAAAGGAAGUUGAAAGAGCAGAAGCCUUGUCUGAAUUUUACUGCGGUGCAACAUGAGCGUUUUGUGACCCCUGGCCAUAGUGGUUUUUUAGUUGUGGAGGUUAAUGGCGGUCUUAACCAGCAACGCUCUGCGAUUUGCAAUGCUGUAGCUGUGGCUGGACUCUUGAAUGCUAUACUAGUGAUACCUCACUUUGAAUACCACAAUGUUUGGAAAGAUUCAAGUGAAUUUGGGGAUAUAUAUGAUGAAAACUAUUUUAUAUCCACACUUGAAGGUUAUGUGAAGGUGGUUAAAGAAGUGCCUAAGGUACUAAUGGAGAGGUAUAAUUACAAUAUUAGUAAUAUAACAAAUAUCAGAGUUCAAGCUUGGGCUCCGGUCAGUUAUUAUCUGGGAGAUGUUUAUCCUGUCUUGCAAAAGGAAGGGGUUAUUCGUAUAGCACCAUUUGCCAACCGUUUGGCAAUGAAUGUCCCUCCUCAUAUUCAAUUUCUAAGAUGUCUUACUAAUUUUAAGUCUUUGAGGUUCUCUUCUUCAAUUUCAACACUAGCUAAAAAAUUGGUUGACCGGAUGAUUGAUAAGAGCUCAAGGACAAAUGGGAAGUAUGUUGCUGUGCAUCUUCGCUUUGAGGAGGACAUGGUGGCAUUUUCCUGUUGUGUAUAUGAUGGAGGCGAGGCAGAAAAGUUGGAAAUGAAUUCAGUUCGAGAAAAAGGGUGGAGAGGAAAAUUUAAACGGAAAGAUCGCAUCAUUGUUCCUAAUAUCAAUCGAGUUGACGGAAAAUGCCCAUUAACUCCUCUAGAGGUUGGGAUGGUGCUACGUGGCAUGGGAUUUGAUAACAAAACAUCAAUAUAUUUGGCUUCUGGGAAAAUAUAUCACGAAGAGAGAUAUUUGGCACCCUUAAAAAUGAUGUUUCCCAAUCUGCAUACUAAGGACUCUCUUGCAACAUCAGAUGAACUUGCUCCUUUUAAGGGAUAUUCCUCCCAAUUAGCAGCUUUGGACUACACGGUAUGCUUGUUCAGUGAAGUUUUUGUGACAACUCAGGGUGGUAACUUCCCUCAUUUUCUGAUGGGCCAUAGACGAUUUUUCUAUGAUGGGCAUGCUAAGACCAUCAACCCAGAUAAGCGCAAGCUUGUUGUUCUGUUGGAGGAUGUAAAUAUUAGUUGGGGAGCUUUCAAGGAGGAGAUGCAAACUAUGCUUAGUGAAAGUGACCGCAAAGGAAUCAUGGUACCCAGAGUUAGAAAAAUUAACAGAAAAACUUCCGUCUACAUGUACCCCUUACCGGAAUGUAGCUGUCUACAGCAAUCUCAUACCACCCAAAAUGUCUCAAUCUAGACAUUCCUGACAGUUACAUCAUUUAUUCUCAACUUCUCAUGCAUCUGCUCUCGUCAGAUUUAAUUUAUGUCCACGGCUUUGAAUUUUCGACUUCCUGGCCUAAGGUUAUGUGAAGCAAUACAUCAUGCUCCUGACUGGGUUACGGUCGCAAGAUGUGGGUAACUGGAUAUCGUAGCCUCCACUGCAUGAAGAUUUUUUAAAUGCAUACUCCAUAUUUUACGUAGCAUGAUAGUUUUAGCUUGCAAUGCUUAGAUGGGAAUGGUACGAUGCGAACGAGCAAGCAUGGAGUUGUAUUUUUAUUUUCCUUUCAGAAGCUCUUUAAACUGACGAGUCUCUUUUCCAUUAUUUUCUUUCUUU
Molecule: messenger RNA, 2140 nt
Organism: Abrus precatorius (Indian licorice)
Lineage: Eukaryota; Viridiplantae; Streptophyta; Magnoliopsida; Fabales; Fabaceae
Product: O-fucosyltransferase 10-like
Exons: 10
Coding region: 104-1783 (559 amino acids)
Source: RefSeq, a predicted model, not a curated record